Molecule: messenger RNA, 948 nt
Organism: Psammomys obesus (fat sand rat)
Lineage: Eukaryota; Metazoa; Chordata; Mammalia; Rodentia; Muridae
Product: olfactory receptor 5M10-like
Exons: 1
Coding region: 1-948 (315 amino acids)
Biological process (GO): G protein-coupled receptor signaling pathway; sensory perception of smell
Cellular component (GO): membrane
Molecular function (GO): olfactory receptor activity; odorant binding; G protein-coupled receptor activity
Source: RefSeq, a predicted model, not a curated record
AUGUCUUCGCUAAACCACACUGCAGUGAUGGGCUUCAUUCUUGUCGGACUCACAGACAGCCCAGUCCUGGGCAGGAUCCUCUUUGUGGUGUUUCUGGUCAUCUUUGCCAUCACACUGGCAGGAAACCUGUGCUUGAUUGUGCUGAUCCGGACCAAUCCCCACCUGCAAACGCCAAUGUACUUCUUCCUUGGGCACCUCUCCUUUGUAGACAUUUGCUACUCUUCCAAUGUGACCCCAAACAUGCUGCACGGCUUCAUCUCACACCAGAAGACCAUCUCCUAUGCUGGGUGCUUCACACAGUGUCUCCUCUUCAUUGCUCUGGUGAUCACGGAGUUUUACAUCCUUGCUUCAAUGGCCCUGGACCGCUAUGUGGCCAUUUGUAGCCCUCUGCAUUAUAGUACCAGGAUGUCCAGGAAAGUUUGUGUGUCUCUAGUCACAUUCCCAUAUGUGUUUGGGUUCCUGAAUGGGCUUUCUCAGACUCUACUCACUUUCCACCUAUCUUUCUGUGGCUCCCAUGAAAUCAACCACUUCUACUGUGCAGACCCUCCUCUCAUCAUGCUGGCCUGCUCUGACACUCAUGUCAAAAAGAUGGCCAUGUUUGUGGUAGCUGGCUUUACUCUCAUAAGCUCGCUCUCUAUCAUUCUUGUAUCUUACCUGUAUAUUUUUGGAGCCAUCUUGAGGAUUCGCUCUGCUGAGGGAAGACAAAAGGCCUUUUCUACAUGUGGUUCCCACAUGACAACAGUCACCAUAUUUUAUGGAACGCUUUUCUGCAUGUAUUUAAAGCCUCCAUCAGAGAAGUCAGUAGAGGAGUCCAAAAUAAUUGCAGUUUUUUAUACUUUUUUGAGUCCAUUCCUAAACCCCCUGAUCUAUAGCCUAAGGAAUAAGGAUGUCAUCAAUGCUAUGAAGCAGGUGAUCAAGAAAAUUUUUUUUCAGAAAAUCUUGGUUUAG